Molecule: messenger RNA, 1572 nt
Organism: Coprinopsis cinerea okayama7#130
Lineage: Eukaryota; Fungi; Basidiomycota; Agaricomycetes; Agaricales; Psathyrellaceae
Exons: 5
Coding region: 1-1572 (523 amino acids)
Source: RefSeq, a predicted model, not a curated record
AUGAACAAGGGUGUCAAGCUGCAGACAACCAAUGUUACUCCCACCCGAGAGGGUAUAUUGAAUGCGCAGUUGCCGCCAGAUGAAAGGUUCGUAGUCGAUUAUUCAACGGUGUAUAGGAAUGCUCCAUCCGUGAUCCAACUUAUUGAAGAAGACUUGGAGAGCGCUCUGUAUGUCCAGUUCAAGGAGAUGCUUACUGCGUUUCUGAGGAUGAUGCGGACGGACACGCCCAAGUUUGAUGCCUCAAAGGACUUCAACGCUUUCCUGGACGAAUCGGUCAGAAUGAAGUGUUCCACCGAAAAGGACUUCUGUCCUCACCUGGCAUCCGCUCUCAACAACAUCUUGAAGUAUGGCCGAGGGAAGGUUAUUGGGACUUUGAAACACGUCCCCGGAGACGACGAAUCGAUUAUGGUCGUGAACGAUCCUGGCAUUUUGGAAUGUGAAUCCAAGUCCCUAUCUGAAUGCACCGAUUACUACAAGUGGAAGGGAAAGCCGGACCUGAUCCACAUGACGAUACAAGCGCUGGGACGAAUCGUAGGCCGGCGCGACGAGCCCUUUGACGUCUGGUUCGCACAACUUGCCAAAUCGCACAGAACCUCCCCAAACGGAUUAGAGGGAAAGAAGGCCCAUUGGAGGGAUCCCCUCGACUGUUGGGAGAUCAAGAGAGGAGGAGACGUAAUGUCCGACGAUAAGCUUGCGCGCCUGACGGACAAGGAAUACCAAUUCACAGUUAACUGUGCCGAUGAACGAACUUUCGACAGGGCGAGCGUCCCCGCGACUAAACCCACCGCACGUCCGACAGCCCCACCGCCUUCCUCCUCAAGGGAGAGCUCUCGUAGUCAAACUUCAGUCAAAUCCUCUGGAGGAGUGAAACGAUCGCGGACAGAGGAACAGUCCGGCAGCGCUCCCAAGAAGCCCAAGGUAGAGCGGGAAACAGAACCUCUCCCCCUCCAUCUAAAGGCGGAAACCCAGGCUGGGUUCUACGGGCUCGAGCUAAUGCGAGCGAGGUGGAACCGCACCUAUGCGAUCGUCAUCCUUCUCGAAGGCAAUAAACUAUCCCUCCACUGGUACGACCCACAGGGAUGCAUCAGAACCCAUCCUAUCGACAUCGUUAGCCAGCUUCCUCUCCUUGUCGCCAUGAUGCUCAUCUUCCAGCGCUUCGACGAUCGGAUGCGUGGCAACGGCAAGUUCCAGUUGAACAUCGAAGUCGACGGGGAGACAGUCCCCCACACGCUUGACGACAAUGUCCACAAUCACUGGAUGCUCAAAGGCAGGCGUUCAGCCAGUGGGAAGCUAUUCCCGCACGGGAAGAAACCCAUUUCGCCACCGAACUCCGAAUCAGGCUGCUUGCCCAGUUACGAGCUCACAAACCCGCAAGACUACUUUCGUGCGAUCUGGCAGCUCAUUCGAUGUCAUUUUCUACUAUGGCAACUCGGGAUCGCGCACGGCGAUAUCAGCAACACGAACCUCAUGCUCCGUCAGAGCGGUGGUGGCAUUCAGGGCUGUUCUAAACGACUUCGACUUGGCCGUGAUCAUGACGCCCGGAGAUCUCUCCCCCGAGAAGGCAGGCAUUAA